AUGGUCCGGACAAGGUCAAGGGCUACUAGCCCAGGCCCUCAAGAAAGCAGAGGCGACCGUCAAUCGGUGCCUACCGUACAACCGCCUUCUGUCCAACACGUGCAAUCCAUGGCUGCUACUAUGGCAGAAUUGACCCGCCAGAACCAGGAGUUGGUUAGAGAACUUAACAUGAGGAGGCAGCAUCGCGAUGAGAACGUUGGAAGACAGGCCCAGAGCCAAGAUGAGAGGAAUGUCGAGUUUGAAAGCCAGUCAAGGGGUACCCCUUCAAGGAGGGUGCCUCACUUGGAAAGGGAGAUGGACCAAAUGAGAAGAACUAUGGAUGAGAUGAAGGAAAAUAUGAAGAGGACCAACCCCGUAGAGGACUUGGUUCACAGGACUGACUCCCCUUUUGUGCCUUCCAUCAAUGCUCACCCUUUGCCACCGAAGUUCAAGAUGCCUUCCUUAGAUUCAUAUGAUGGGACGCGAGAUCCAUUUGACCACAUUGCCACCUUCAAAACUACUAUGCAUCUUCAAGGGGUUCCGGAUGAAAUAAUGUGCAGAGCUUUCCCCAUUACCCUUAAAGGACCCGCACGAGUGUGGUUCAGCAAAAUACCUCCGAGCACGGUAACGUCCUUCGAAGAAUUAAGCAAGUUAUUUGUCAACAACUUCAUCGGAGGACAGAGGCACAAGCGUUCCUCGUCUAGUUUGCUGACCAUAGAACAAGAGGAGAAUGAAAGUUUGCGGUCGUUCAUUACGCGGUUCAAUAGGGAAGCUUUAGCAGUGGACGAGAUGGAUGACAAGCUCCUCCUGGCGGCUUUCCACAAUGGGGUUCACUCUGACUUGUUCAUCCACAAGCUAUAUGAGCAAGAGCCUCAGACCAUGGCCGAACUCGUCCACUCAGCCCAGAAUUUUAUGAAUGCGGAGGAUGCUAUCAUAGCCAAGAAGAGGAAGAGAAUUGAGAAAAUGGAUGCUAACCCCACUCGCCACUCAGAACAAGGUCCUCGUCUUAAGAAAGGACGAACGGAAGACAAAAAGGAUCGUGACAGGAAGGCAGGCCCCUCAGCACGAAGUCAGCAGUAUACGCCAUUGAACAUGCCAUUUGAUCAAGUCCUAAUGCAAAUCAAGGAUGAUCCUUCCUUAAAGUGGCUAGAAAAAAUGAAGGGCGAUCCAAAUAAGUGCAAUAGAAACAAGUAUUGUCGCUUCCAUAGAGACCAUGGGCAUGAUACGGACGAAUGUUUUGAUCUAAAGCAGCAAAUUGAGAAUCUUAUAAGGCAGGGGAAGCUAAGAAGUUUCCUAGGACGAGACCACAAGGAUGAAAAACUUAAGGGAAAAGCUGAAGAGUCGUCACGGCCACCUCUCGGAGAAAUCAGAGUUAUUGUCGGAGGGAGCUCUACAGUUCAGUCGUCCAGAAGGGUACUCGUUGAUAAUGGAAGUUCGGCAGAUAUCCUGUAUUUUCCAGCUUUUCAGCAGAUGAAGUUAGGACGAGACCGUCUUCGUCCGGUGAAUUCUCCAUUAGUAGGUUUUGGUGGAAUGAAGGUGCAGCCCGUGGGUACUGUUACAUUACCAGUGGUAGUUGGGGCAUAUCCACAGCAAGUCACCAAGGACGUGAGUUUCCUGGUAGUAGACUGUUCGUCCUCCUAUAAUGCCAUAAUUGGGAGGCCAACUUUAAAUAGUUGGAAAGUAGUUACGUCCACCUAUCACCUAUCAGUCAAGUUCCCAACAGAAUAUGGAGUAGGACAAGUGCAAGGUGAUCAACUGGCAGCGAGAGAGUGUUACUUGGCUAUGUUGGCCACAGACGAGCAAGUGCAGACCAUGACUAUUGAAGAAAAAAGGGUCGAGGUAGAACCUAUUGAAGUGUUGGAAGAUAUUCCCUUAGACGAGAGGAACCCUAAGAAGUGUACCAGGGUGGGGGCAGGUCUAGAAGAAGGGAUUAAAGAGGACCUUGUCCAGUUUUUGAGGAAGAACAUAGAUGUAUUUGCUUGGAGUCAUGAGGAUAUGCCUGGAAUAGAUCCUAAUGUCAUCACCCAUCGCCUGAACAUAUGUCCAUCCUCAAAGCCAAUACGACAAAAGAAAAGGGUGUUUGCUCCUGAGAGAGAUAAUGCUAUUAAAGACGAGGUUCAAAAAUAG
Molecule: messenger RNA, 2106 nt
Organism: Quercus lobata
Lineage: Eukaryota; Viridiplantae; Streptophyta; Magnoliopsida; Fagales; Fagaceae
Exons: 2
Coding region: 1-2106 (701 amino acids)
Source: RefSeq, a predicted model, not a curated record